Messenger RNA from Olea europaea var. sylvestris, 750 nucleotides. RefSeq lists its product as uncharacterized. Bases 1 to 750 code for a protein of 249 amino acids. The record is from RefSeq and is a predicted model, not a curated record. The transcript has 2 exons. Lineage: Eukaryota; Viridiplantae; Streptophyta; Magnoliopsida; Lamiales; Oleaceae. Gene Ontology annotation, molecular function: nucleic acid binding.
AUGGCUACUUAUCUAAAAUUAGUUCUGACCUUAGUCCUCCACUUCAAGAGGUUUGAAUUGGUCCUUGUCCUGUACCUCGAAAAUACACAUACAGAUGCCCUGUCCAAACUGUCCAAUAGUAAGGAUUCUGAGUUGCUAAGAAUCGUUCCAAUCGAGCGCCUACUGAAGCCCUCCAUCUCCGGAGGUGAAGAAGUAAUGUGGAUUGAAAGUACCCCACCUUGGAUGCAACUCAUUCUAGCCUAUCUCAAAGAUCAAUCACUACCACCCUCAAAGAACGAACCAAAGAAGUUGAGAAAAAGGGCUGCUCACUUCAUACUUCAAGAUGAUGUGUUGUAUAGAAGAGACUUCUCAUCACCCCUACUCCGAUGUGUUGGAAGAGAGGAGGCCAUGUACAUUCUAAAAGAAAUUCAUGAGGGAGUUUGCGUAACCACUUUGGUGGAACAGCCCUGCACACAAGCUAAACCUCUAGCCAAAAUCACUGAGGCAAACACAUCAAAGUUCGUUUGGAAGAACAUUAUUUAUAGGUUUGACAUUCCCCACUACUUAGUGACUGAUAACGGAAGGCAGUUCAAUAACAAGAAGAUGGUAGAUUUAUGUGACGAACUCAGUAUAAGGAGGAUUUCUCAACACCUCAUCAUCCCCAAGCAAAUGGGCAACGAGGCUGUCAACAAAAUCAUCAAGCACACUCUAAAAAGGAAGCUUGAUGUCUUAAAAGGAGCAUGGGUCGAUGAGCUACCCCAUGUCGUCUAG